Molecule: messenger RNA, 3556 nt
Organism: Phyllopteryx taeniolatus (common seadragon)
Lineage: Eukaryota; Metazoa; Chordata; Actinopteri; Syngnathiformes; Syngnathidae
Product: coiled-coil domain-containing protein 40-like
Exons: 20
Coding region: 146-3145 (999 amino acids)
Biological process (GO): heart looping; epithelial cilium movement involved in determination of left/right asymmetry; axoneme assembly
Cellular component (GO): cilium; cytoplasm
Source: RefSeq, a predicted model, not a curated record
UUGGUUAGUGGCAGCCGCUUCCUCGAGCGGAAGUUUAGGGUUGCCGAGCAACUCGUAAUCUUCGGCUGUGCUAUACGGACGCGAAAGGCUGUUGAGAUAAGAUUAAGGUCGUACGUUGUCAAUUAAUACUGAAUACUCGUUCUCGAUGCAGAGAGCCAAAGAGCAAUUAGCAGAAGAGGAACAAACCGAUCCGCUGGAUGGCAAACAAGGAGCAAACUACGUUGGAGAAAAUAUGUCUCCUCUACAGCCAGAAUCAGAACCUGUUGAUGUAGGCCCACAGUCUCAAGCUGACAAGACUGGUGCUGAAGGAGGCCCUGCUGCAACAAGACAUACUGAGCAGGGCAAUACUUCCCAGGCUGGGUCACCAACCCACUUUGCAAACUCCUCAGACAUGGAGGAAGAGGAACCACUGAAUGAGGAUGAGGAGGAACUCAUUGUUCUUGACGCUGAACAUCCUCUGGUUGCAAAGAAGCAAUCUGCACUGAAGAAUCAACUCAUCAAGGAGCUGGAGAGGCUCAAACUGGAUCUAAGAGAAGAGGUGGGAGUUGAGAAGGCAGAGGUGAGCCAAACAGAGGAAAUAUAUGUGCAGUUGUUCAGGGAACAGGAGCGCCUAAAAAGGCUCCAGACAAGACUAGAUGGCCAACAGCAGACCAAGAUGUUGGCUGAAGGCAAAUAUCGACAGAUACAAGAUGAAGUUGAGGCAGUAAAGUCUUUCCAGUCUUGCACAAGCAGCCAGUGUAAGAAGACCAGGGCCAAUGUAUCCGACCUACAAACGGAGCUAGACAAACUGCAAUCGCAUCUCCAUUUUACACAAGAAGUCAGUGAGAAUCUCCAUUCUAAUGUAAAAGCCAUGAGGAAUGUCACACGCAAAACAGCAGCUAAGAAGUCCCAAGUCGAAGACCAGAAACUCAAGCAGGAUAUCUAUGUAGAGCGCCUCACCAAGGGCUUGGAGAGACUCACACAACAGAAGGAUAUGUAUGGGGUCCAGACCAAAGUCCAGGCAGAGACAACACAGGCAACCAAAGAGGCUCUUUCUGAGGCAGAAAUGCAAAUGGUGUCUCUGACGAUGUCCCAGAAACAGCUUUUACAGCAGUGGAACAGGAGCCUGGUGGAUUUGAGGAGACGAGAUGAAGACUUCGGAGCUAUGCAGGAGGCUAUUAGCAUGGCUGAGCACCAAGUGAUCGUGCUGGACAGAGAGAUUCAAGGCAUUAAGAAAUCCAUCUCUGAGCUACAGGAGGAAAGUGAGACUCUGACCAUGCUGCUUAACUGCGCCCAGAUGGACUGUGAAGUCUCCAAAAAGAUGAUCAGUCAGAAGCAGACCCAGCAUGAAACUCUGCAGUCCCAAUACAGCACCUACCUCCGUGCUCUGGGGCAGACAGAGCGCACACUCGCAGAACUCACAAAGGAGGACAAUGUUCUUCAGGCUGAGGUGACUGAUCAGAGACGAAAGCUGGAGAAAAACAAAGAUAAGCACCUGGAGUUAGAGAACUGCAUCAUGACCCAAAUGCUGCAGAGGCUCAUGGACAACAAGGCUGCUCAGUACUAUCAGCGACUUACCAACAAGAAAACCUCACUCAAAAAAGAGAAGGUCUAUCGGCUGUGGAAUUUGGAGAGUGAGGUAAUGGCGGCUACGGUGGAAAGCAAAGUGAUCAACGAGAAACUGGAAAACUUGACCCGAUCUCAGAAGGAGCUGGACGAGGAAAUCAAAAAGUACAACCAGGUGGUCGCAUCUAACCAGGCUGACAGUUCUUCCAUCGAUGCACUCAUCACACAGAAACAGACCACUAUCGCAAAUUACACCAAAAAAAAGGAUCUCAUCGCUGCACGCACUGGGCAUGAAGAUCUGAGUCCUCUGCAAAUCAAGGUAGAGGCAAUGAAGACUCAAACUGAGGAAUUAUCAGAAAAAAUCAGGAAUGAUCAGCAGCUAUGGCUGAAGCAUCAGGGAGCACUUGUUGGAAUGACCGUACAGAUUCAGGCACACAACAGUGAAUACAAAAAACUUCAGGCAAAGUCCACUGUGAUCUGUCAGAAGAAGAUUUAUCUGGAGCGUCAGCUUGAAGUCAUGCGCCGUGAGGAGAAUGAGGUGGAGAAGCGCAAUAAGAUGCUUGAAAGAGACCUGCUGAAGCUCAACACUCUUCUGAGCAAGAAUGCCCAGCUGCACUAUGCUUUGGAGCAGGAGAACGCUGCGAUGGAGACCGACUUCCUUCACAAACUUAAGGAGGCAGAGCGGGGGUCUAUAGAGAUGGAGGUGAAGCUGGAGAAGACUCAGGCGGAAAAAGAGAAACUUCUCAGCAGUUUGGUGGAGGCUGAGCGACAGAUCAUGCUGUGGGAAAAGAAGUCUCACCUUAUGAAAGAGACACGUUUAGUUGUGGAAGAGGGUCAUGGAGACCUCCAGAUAAUGAAGGAUGACAUUCACCGUAUGGAGCGGCAGCUCAACCAGCUGAUAAAGCAGCAGGAGCAGCUCGUGAGGAUGAGUGUCGCAGUCGUGGAAAGGAGGGGAAACAUUAUCGCGCGCAAUGAUGCCCUGGCCCGUAGCACUAAAAAGCAGAUGACGAAAGGCGAGCUAAAUCUCAUGAAUGAUGGCUUGCGGCGCAAAAUCAAGGAAACACAAAAGAUGGUCAAAGAGUGGGACCAGGAGAUCAAAGAACUGCAGGACAGCCAGGUGAAUCUGAGCAACAUUGUUGCACAUCAGAAACAGCAGCUGAUGGACCUGUCAGGAACCAGUGGUGUCCUUGAGACUGAUCUAGCAAAAAUCCAGGAUACCAAAGGCAGAGACCAAGCUCACCUGAUUGAAUUUCAGAGCAAGGCUAAGAAACUCCAAGAGGUGACUGAUGGAACGUAUCGACCCUCAUCCUCAUCUAGUCAAUUGGUGGAAGUUGCUACACACAGCCUAAAGGAGCGCGUGCGCGCCAUCGGCACUGUUAUUCACCGUGUGUGUGAGGAGUUCCCCGAUCACCGAGCAGCUCUCCGUGCUCUGUUACUAUCAUUGGCAGCAGGCGCACACGGUCCAGAGCAGGAAGCAACAUUAGGCCUGUUGAAGGAAGACAAGAGUAUCCAAAGAAAACACACAAGCACAGGGAGAACACGUGACAGACUGCGGCGUGUUUGGAUUUACGUGCAAAUUCAGGUUACGAUGUCGCCAUAAGAACAGCGAGCACCCCAUGUACAUAAUGAAAAGGUCAGUCUGUGAAGGGUCAAAUGAGCCAAAACUACGUGGCUGGCAUUUUUAGAAUCAGCUCGGCGGGCGGCGCUGUCAAAGUGUCUCAUCAAGCUUCUGUACUCUUUGCUGGAAUCAUAAAAUUUGGCUAAAUUUGGUUACACUCUACAGUCAACACUUGACACUGACAAUUUAGCUUUUUUUAGGGGGUUAAAAUUCAUUUGAAUUGAUAUUUUAAACUAAUGACAAGACCUGGUGUCUUUUUAAAAAAAAAAAAAAAAAAGGGCAGAAAAACUGAGCAAGGCCUGAGGGUUAACAGUGUUUGUCCUUAUUACAAUAGUAGUCGAGCUUGUUAAUAUAUAUGACCAACAAUAAUACGUAUUUUCCAUUGGAAUCGUC